Rhopalosiphum padi (bird cherry-oat aphid) is the source of this 3945-nucleotide messenger RNA. RefSeq names its product fatty acyl-CoA reductase 1. Gene Ontology annotation, biological process: long-chain fatty-acyl-CoA metabolic process. Gene Ontology annotation, cellular component: peroxisome. The record is from RefSeq and is a predicted model, not a curated record. NCBI's taxonomy places the organism in Eukaryota, Metazoa, Arthropoda, Insecta, Hemiptera, Aphididae. Gene Ontology annotation, molecular function: alcohol-forming very long-chain fatty acyl-CoA reductase (NADP+) activity. The transcript has 9 exons.
UAACCUACCUAUCAACACCACCCCAUUCCGAGCGGGGACUCCCCUCCUCGACGGCGUUUCCUCUUCCGCCACCCGCCACGUCUAGCGGUUCCCCCCCGAUCGCCGCGGCGUUAUACGCACCGCAAUAAUAAUAAUAAUAAUAUUAUACAGUAAUUAUAUACGUCGCACCGCCGCCGCCGCCGCUCGGCGUUUCAACUUUCUUUUGGAAACGUCCAAAGAGUCUGCGGCGUCCUAUGCGCGAGCACCAGACCUCCACAGUGAUCCGCACGCACCACAUAGGCACACGCACACGGCGCACACACACACACACACGUAAUAUUUUGUCACGCUCAAUCGGUCUUUUAUAGACGCGCGCGCGAUCCACAGCACGUCGCGGCAUAACCGUCGACCAUCGACCAAACACGACUUCGCGUCCGUCGCGACAUCCAUUUCGACGGUUCGAAGAGAGGCGUAUACGCAGCUGUAGCCGACGCGGUCCCGCGAUGCCCAAGUACACAGCCUCAGAAAUGGCUUCGUUCGAAGAAGGUUUCUUAAAUUAUAAGCCACCCGUACUUCCAGAUGAAUUUAGUCAUCUUCCCGAUCGAGUGUCUAAGAGUUUUGUCGGUAAAACUAUUUUUAUUACCGGAGGAUCUGGAUUUCUCGGAAAGGUUUUAGUCGAAAAGCUUCUGAGGAAAUGUCCAGACAUCGAAAGAAUUUAUUUGCUACUUCGAACAAAAAAAGGUAGCAAUCCCAAGCAAAGAGUGGAAACUAUUUUCUCAUCAGUGUUAUUCGACCAUCUGAAGGAACUACGGGGUGUGGAAGUACUGAAUAAAGUGUACCCAAUAGCCGGUGACGUGAGUGAACCAGAUUUAGCCAUCAGCGAGUCGGACCGUCGUUUGUUGGCGGACACCGUGCAGAUCGUUUAUCAUGCGGCGGCUACCAUUCGAUUCGACGAGGCAUUAAAGAAAGCCGUCUUGCUCAACACCAGAGGCACGAAACUGGUAUUGGCACUGGCCAAGGAAAUGAAAAAUUUGCAGGUAUUUGUGCACGUGUCGACUUCGUACUGUCAUUUGGACGAAAAAGUGUUAUUCGAAAAGGCGUAUCCGCCGCCAACCGAUCCGCAUAAAUUAAUCCAAAACAUGGAAAUGUUGGACGAACAUUCUGCAGAAAAUAUGACUAAAGAGAUUCUCGGCAGUUUCCCAAACUCGUAUGCGUUUACGAAAUGUCUUUCUGAACAUUUAGUGGUGGAACAGAGCGAAGCUGGAAUGCCUUGUAUAAUCGCUCGCCCAUCCAUUGUCAUACCGAUAUGGAAAGAGCCUCUCCCCGGAUGGACAGACAACAUCAACGGUCCGACGGGCCUGCUGAUAGGUGCCGGAAAAGGAGUCAUCCGUACAAUGUUCUGCAACAAUCAAGGUUACGCCGAUUAUCUACCGGUCGAUAUUACCGUUAAUGGCAUAUUGCUGUUUACGUGGAAUUAUAUAGACAACAAGUAAGCAAACGAAUAUGACAUCGGCAGAACGAUUUGCCAUUUAACUUCCAGCCAAGAAUGGAGAGUAACAUGGCAAGAGAUUAUUGACAUCGGAAAAAGUAUUGUCACUACUGAAGUACCGUUGAACGGCGCAGUAUGGUAUCCUGGUGGUAGUAUGAAGAGCAGUAAGCUGGUACAUAAUAUAUGUGUAUUUUUUUUGCACACUAUUCCAGCUUACUUUUUAGAUGCUAUUAUUUACAUGUCUGGCAAUAAACCAUGCCUGGUACGCAUUCAAGACAGAAUAAACAAAGGAUUUGAGGUGUUUGAAUACUACGCAAACAACCAAUGGGAGUUCAGAAACGAACACGUCCAUUAUAUGAGAAGAAUUAUGAAUCAACGAGAGAAGUUUGAGUACAAGAUUGAUGGAAACGAUAUGGACAUUAGAAAUUACUUCAGAGAUUGUAUUAUGGCUGCUCGAAUUUAUAUUUUAAAAGAAACUCCAGACACACUGCCUAGAGCUAGAAUUCAUAUGAAAAUAAUGUACUUUGUCGAUAUAAUCGCCAAAAUAUUAUUUUUCGGUUUACUGUUAUGGACUUUAUUCAAAUGGUCUGAUACAAUUAUAGCAAUUGGACUAUUAUUAUUCAACCUAAUACGGUUAUUCUUCAAGUCAAUAUUUUCAACAAUCAAAAGUGACACUACCGUUGGACCGAUAUUGAAUAAAGAGCUUUAAUCAUUUAUCAUACGUUAUUAUUAUUUUGUUUUAACGAUAAUAAACGAUCCUAACUUACAACAUUUUAGUAUUAAAAAAACAUAUAAAAUCAAAACAAUGCAUGUACAUUUACCAUUUUUAAAACUGACAAAUCUAUCAAAUCUCUGUUUAUUUUUAUAAUUAUAUUUUAAAUCUUUUAAAGUGUAUAGAUUACACUACAAUUCAAAAAUGGUUUAUUCGAGAAUCAUUAUAUUGUUUUAGUUAUAUUUUUAAGUUACAAAGUAUUUUAUUAUAUUUUAUAUUUAAAAGAAAAAUAUACACAGAUUUUUAUUUUAUUGCAUUAUUGCAUUAUUGAUGGUUCUAACAGUAUUAUUAGAAAUAUAACAUAAUAAACUCCUUUAUAUAUUUGUUUAAUAAAAGUACCGACCACUUAAGUUUAUAAGUCAAUACGCGACUAUAUUUUGUUACUUUUUUUUUUUAGAAAACAUAUGAAUAAUAUAUAAUUUAUAAUUUUAGUGAACAAUAUAAUUAUGGUAUUAUAAAUAUUAUAAAAUAAAAACAUAAACAACAUCUUCUAUUUAUACAAAUGUAUAAUAUGGAUUUAUUUAUUCUUACAAACAUUUAUUUUAGAUUAUGAUCUGAACAAUACUUAUAUGUUAGUUUUAAAAUGAGCUAUUUAUAGAAGUGUUUGAAUUUUUUUUGAUAAAUGUUGUUGGUUUGAAAUUUUUAGGUAGAUUAAAAAGCACUUUAAAAAUUAUCAUAAGUUGUUUCUACUGGAAUUUAAAAAAAAUGUAAGCAAUUUUACAAAUAUUUUGUAUGAGUUGAUGAAAUUGUAAAUUCAAACAACGAUCCAUUAUUAAUGAAUAUUGUAUUUUAUUGUAAUUACGAAUAACCAUAAACCCUUCAAAUUUUCAUCGAAUGUGUAUAUUAUAAUUUUCUAUUUAUGGAAUUAUUUUACUGUUAGGUAUUAAUUUGUAAGUUAAAAUGUUAACAACAUUUGUCAAAAAUUGUUCAAUUAUUUUUACUUGUUAAAAAUGUAUGAAAUUUUUAAGUUUUAUGGCUAAGGCUCUUCAUCGUCAUACAAAGUUCUUCAUUAGCAGUUUAUUCAACAAGAUAUUAUACACUUAUUAAUUUCUAAAGGAAAGCUUUGAUUGUAUAUGUAUUUGUUUGAUGGCUAUGCUCGCGAAUAAUUUUUAUGGUGGCAAUAAUAUAUUGCCUUAUAUAUUAAUAUAUUCCCUUUAUUAUUCGUGUGAUAAUUUCAUAUAAAAAAUAAACAAUAAAUAGUAUUCAAAAUUAAUCAGAUAAUACAAUAAUGAUUUAAAAUUGUAUUAAUAAUUUAUAUUAUUUAAUCGCUAUUAGGUAUGUGUUUGAUAUAUUUAAUAUUUCAAAAAAAAAAAAAAAAACUUUUUAUAAAUCAGACACAACAAACAAUUUGGUAAAAUAAGUUAGAUAAAAAAUCUAUGUCAAUAAUGUAUAGAAUUAUAUAGGUAAUAACUAAUAAGUCCUCUUAUUUUAGAAAUAUUUAAUAAUAAUAAUAAUAAUAAUGAAUUAUAAGUUAUAAUUUAUUUAGUUUACACAAACUUUUUUAUUCUAGUUAUAAGUUUAAACAUUUUUUUUGUAAAUAGACCAGUUUAAUUUAUGUUUCACGAAACUUCACCUUUUUGUUAUGUAUAUCAUAAGUAACAUCGAUAGAGUUAAUCAUCUUUGCUAGGUACCCGAUUUAUGGCGGUUGUAAAUAAUUGUUACCCUUAUUAAUACAGAAAAAUAUAUUAUAUCAUUUUUAUUAGAA